Papilio machaon (common yellow swallowtail) is the source of this 2521-nucleotide messenger RNA. It is a transcript of the gene mbt, whose product is annotated as serine/threonine-protein kinase PAK mbt. The record is from RefSeq and is a predicted model, not a curated record. Gene Ontology annotation, biological process: regulation of MAPK cascade; protein phosphorylation; intracellular signal transduction. Gene Ontology annotation, molecular function: protein serine/threonine kinase activity; ATP binding. Gene Ontology annotation, cellular component: cytoplasm. The coding region runs from base 469 to 2181 and encodes 570 amino acids. NCBI's taxonomy places the organism in Eukaryota, Metazoa, Arthropoda, Insecta, Lepidoptera, Papilionidae. The transcript is spliced from 9 exons.
GAAAUAUGAAAAUAUAAUAAUUAUAUACGAUAAAUGCAUAUUUUCGCGAUGAAUUCAAAGAUUUUAUUAGAAAAGCUUAUAAAUUUAUAUUGUUUUCGAUUCAAGGCAUAGUGAAAAAAGUAAAAUCGAAUUAUUUACGUAGAACAAUAAUGUACGUAAUCAUUAAGUUUAUUAAAUUUGUGGAUCAUGCAUGGCUACAACUUGACUGAGUACUCCGCGGAAGUGAUAAACUAAUUGUUGAAUUUGGCAGAUUUAUGAAAAUUAUUGUUUAUAAGCCUGUGAUUAGCCGAUGUUCUAUGUUUAUAACUUGUUAGUGUACUUGUAGGCAGUGGCGUGUGCAGGAUAGAAAACAGUACCGGUGCAAAGUGAAAACUGUUUGUAAUUUCAAGCUUUCUUUUUAAAGUUCGAUGUUGUGAUUUGCCAUUUUAGUUCUUAUUGAAUGGUUGCAGGUGAAAAUAAAUUUUCAACAUGUUUUCAAAGAAAAAGAAGAAGCCUUUGAUUUCUCCACCGAGCAAUUUUGAGCAUAGAGUGCAUACAGGCUUUGAUAAGAGAGAGGGAAAAUUUGUGGGACUUCCAUUGCAAUGGGCUUCCUUAGUUGGCAGCAAUCAGAUUUUGAAAUCAACUAAUAGACCUCUUCCUUUAGUUGACCCAUCUGAGAUUACGCCAACUGAAAUACUAGAUUUAAAAACCAUAGUGAGAGGGGAACAUAGAUCUGCCUCCGUUGCCUCAAUGGUUCGUCCUCCGUCAACAAAUCCUAUAGUGAUUAAUACCCAACCAAUACAAAAUGGAGUUGUGUUACCAAAAACAUCAAAUGUUGCUAGAUCAAACUCUUUAAGAAGUACAAGUCCUCCACGUAUACGAAGAGAUUUACGGAAUCAAGCAAAUGUUCCGCCCGCUGUACCUGAAGAAUCACCACCGGUGCCUCCUGCACCACAGCAAUACCCUAGUUUAAGACGUGAGCAAAGUAAUUUUGCUUUAAAGAAAUCAAUACCUGAAUCGCCAGUGGAAUGGACGCAGGCGGGGCAAGAGGGGCUAGUGAGGGCAGGUGCUGAGCCGAAUGACAAUCAACAGACAACAAUAACAUACCAAAACAUUCAGAAUGCUAAUGUGCCGUAUCAACAUAAUCACCCACCUCAAGCCCAGCCCACACCACUUGCAAUGCAAGGCCUUAAUGGAAAUAAUGUUAGUAUGGCUGACACAUAUUCGUUGACAAGACAUCAACAUGUUAUGCCUCCUGGUGCACCAUCACAUUUGCCUCUGGCCGCAUCUAAACAUGAGUUGCGUUUAACUCAUGAACAAUUCAGGGCAGCUCUCCGGUUAGUUGUUAGUGAAGGUGACCCGAAGGCAACAUUGGUUGGUUUCAAUAAGAUCGGUGAGGGCAGCACUGGCUUUGUAUGUUCUGCUACGGACACAAGGACACGGAGACGUGUUGCUGUUAAGAUGAUGAACUUAUUGAAACAGCAACGAAGGGAAUUGUUGUUUAAUGAAGUGGUUAUAAUGAGAGAUUACCCGCACGCUAACAUAGUAGAGAUGCACGCUUCGUACUUAGUGGGCGAUGAGCUAUGGGUAGUUAUGGAGUACAUGGCCGGCGGGUCGCUCACAGACAUCGUGACCCGCUCCAGAAUGGACCCGGAACAGAUUGCGACGGUCUGCAAACAGUGCCUUAAGGCGUUGGCAUUUCUCCACGGUCAAGGUGUUAUACACAGAGACAUUAAAUCUGAUUCAAUACUGUUGACAGCAGAUGGUCGAGUCAAAUUAUCUGAUUUCGGAUUCUGUGCUCAAGUUUCGCAAGAGUUGCCAAAGCGGAAGUCCUUAGUGGGAACACCAUAUUGGAUGUCUCCAGAAGUGAUAUCAAGACUCCCGUACGGUCCGGAAGUGGAUGUCUGGUCACUGGGGAUAAUGCUCAUUGAGAUGGUUGACGGAGAGCCACCAUUCUUUAAUGAACCUCCAUUACAGGCGAUGCGUCGUAUCCGCGACAUGCCCCCGCCGAGACCGCGUGGUGCGGCGCGCUGUCCGCCCGACCUGCUGCAGCUGGUGGAGUGCGCGCUGGUGCGGGAUCCUGCGCAGCGUCAGUCCGCUGCCAGGUUGCUGCACCACCCCUUCCUGCGCCGAGCUGGUCCCCCAGCACUGCUCGUACCCCUCAUGCCGCCGCACCACCAAACAGCGACCCCCCACCAGUAAAUCCAGUUUUAGAUACCGUAACAUGAGAAUAGAUAUAAAACCAGAAUAGUUUUUACACUUUGGUAUUGAUUUGUCGUUAAGUACAUCACUUAUAUACCAAAAUAAUGUUACUGCACAGAUUAAAUAAUUUGAUGUGAACGAUUCUAUUCACCCCAUUUACAUGUUAGUAAAGUGUACUAAAACACUGUUAACUACCAUAGUUGAAUUCAGUGUCUUAUAAGUGCCCUUCAUAAAAUUUAGUAGGUAGUUGCAAAACAAACUUCUUUAUCACUCUGGAGAAUAGAACACUUUGCACUUAAAUCUGUCAAAUUAAAAGGUUUUUGGAUCAUCAGAUAUUUGA